AUGUCCCCCACCCACACCGUUCACGUAUCAGGUAUCGCCUCAACAACCACCGAGGCGAGCCUUCACGAUUUCUUUACCUUCUGUGGAACAAUCAACUCCAUCGAUUUCAGGGAUCCAGACAAGACUGCUGUUAUCCAGUUUGAGAAGCCCUCGGCUGCAAAGACCGCUCUUAUGCUUAAUGGCGGUGCUUUGGAUGGCGCCACUCUUUCCGUCACUACUGAUGCCCUGCCGUCUGAUGAAGAGGAUGAACAUAAAGAAGGCACUCCUCUCCAACAAUCCGACAAACCUCGAGCUGGGAUUGCGGCGGAAUAUCUCGCAAAGGGUUACACCCUUUCAGACCAGAUUCUGCAGCGUGCGAUUGAGAUCGAUAACAAGCAAGGAAUUUCGAAACGCUUCCUAGAAUACUUCCAAUCGUUUGAUUCCAAACUCGGCGAGCGCACUCUCGGUCCAGACAAGACCAUCUCCGGCAAAGUCCAUGAGACCGUCACUGCCGCUGCUCAGCAGGCUAAGACUGUCGACGCCCAGAAAGGUUACUCCAAGAUUGCAGGAGAGUAUUACGAGAAGGCUCUGGCGUCGCCGCUUGGCGUUAAAGUCAAAGAGUUUUAUACGACAACCUCGAAGCAAGUUCACGAUAUUCACGAGGAGGCACGUCGUAUCGCUGUUCAACAUAAAGCUUCCCCCGCUCCUGUUGGUAGCCCAGAACCCUCCCCAGCGCCGGCUUCUGCUUCUGCUUGA
Messenger RNA from Guyanagaster necrorhizus, 735 nucleotides. RefSeq lists its product as uncharacterized. The coding region runs from base 1 to 735 and encodes 244 amino acids. The record is from RefSeq and is a predicted model, not a curated record. The transcript has 8 exons. Lineage: Eukaryota; Fungi; Basidiomycota; Agaricomycetes; Agaricales; Physalacriaceae. Gene Ontology annotation, molecular function: RNA binding.